This is a messenger RNA of Adineta steineri, 1473 nucleotides long. The record is from the annotation of a GenBank genome assembly. NCBI's taxonomy places the organism in Eukaryota, Metazoa, Rotifera, Eurotatoria, Adinetida, Adinetidae.
AUGCUUACAUCAAGACGAAAUAAUACUAAUACAACUCGUUUACCAUCAAUAUUACCUAAUUUAGGUGAUACUUCUUCACGACAACAACAACAACAAAUAUCGCAUCGUCCAAUAUCAAAUACUAGUAUUCAAUCAAUAGAUAAUGCUUAUUCUCUUGAACAUUUAUUUACAGCAUUACAUCGUCGAAUACGUCGUACAGUCCAAACUUAUAAAGUAUCAUUAUUUCAUGAAGCUUUAAAAAUAUGUGCACGUGUAUUUCAAUCAUAUGCAAGCUAUAAUUUAAAUACAAUCGAUGAAUUUGCUCGUCGUCUUGGUAAAACUCCGCGUGAUAAUAAAAAAGUAUUAAUAUUAAUUGAUCAAUUUCGUUCUCAAUUAUCUGAACUUCGUCAUUGUCAUUCAACAUUUGAAGCUGAAUUAUUGGUUACAACAUUAGUUAUUGAUUUUCAUGAAAAUGAUCUUGAACAACAAAUUAAUUUAUCAUCAUCAAAUGGAAAAUUUUCUCCACGAAGUCGUUUAUCAAAAUUUCUUAAUAAACAUAUUAAACAAGCAAUUGAACUUAAAUCACAAUUAAGACAAGCAAAUGAACAUUUACAAAUUUUACUUUAUGAUGAAUUCAAUGCUAAUACAUCAGAUUUAUGGGAAGAAAGUGAAAAAUAUAUAUCACCAUCGAUACCAUUUCACGAUCAUCAUAUGACAUAUAUACUUCGUCUUAUACCUGAUAUUGCAUUUAAAUUUACAUAUGCUUUACAAUUAUGUACAAAAUUAUUUGAACUUGAAACAGUAAUGCUUGAAAGUUAUCCACAAAUAAAUAAUAAUAAAAAUGCAUCAGAAACAACACCUGUUUCAAUGAUGACAUUCACUCCUCGUUCGGAUUAUAAUCAAAAACAAAAUCAACCACAAGCAAUAAUUCAACAAGAUAAUUAUCAAUAUAUGAAAUCGAAUAGAGAAAUUCCUAGAACAUCUGCAUUUUUCUCAACUGAUAUAACCACUGUUCCAUCAAAUAAUAAAUUACCUGAUAUAAUCGAAAGCCCUGCAUCUGCACGAAAUUAUAUACAACCAUUAGAUACAACUAAUCAACAUAAUAAUACAAUACAGUCUCCGUUAUAUUCUUUACCAGAAACAAAACCGAAUAACGAUAAAAAUGAUGAAAUAAAACUUCAGUUACUUUUAGAACAACUUGACAAACGUUUACAUGAUGAAAAUUCAUAUCGUAAAAAUCUUCUUAAUUGUAUACAACGAACAGAAAAAAAAUAUGAACAAUUAAAUCAUUAUUUCAAACCGAAUAUGUUAACAUUAGUUAUGUCGAAUAAUCCAGCUGCUGUUGAAUAUCAAAAAGCACUUUGUUCAAGUGAUUGUCAAAUUUAUAAAAGUAUUGAAGAUGAAUUAAAUAUUGCACUUAAAGAAACACAAUAUCGAAUUGAUUGGAUUGAAAUGGUUCGAACAAGAGCUCAUCAAUGUCUUAAUCAAUCAUAA